Nerophis ophidion (straightnose pipefish) is the source of this 4772-nucleotide messenger RNA. It is a transcript of the gene glyctk, whose product is annotated as glycerate kinase. Gene Ontology annotation, molecular function: glycerate kinase activity. Bases 158 to 1813 code for a protein of 551 amino acids. Gene Ontology annotation, biological process: protein phosphorylation. NCBI's taxonomy places the organism in Eukaryota, Metazoa, Chordata, Actinopteri, Syngnathiformes, Syngnathidae. The transcript is spliced from 7 exons. The record is from RefSeq and is a predicted model, not a curated record. Gene Ontology annotation, cellular component: cytoplasm.
AAAUAAAGCAGACCGGGGAGCAAGCAGAAUGUUGCAGUCAAGGAUACCGGGAGGAUUAAAUGAUUGCGCUGGAAGGAAACAAAAACAUGUCAUAUUACAACCACAACUGUGUUGGUUGUAAUUUAAAGCACUGUGCAACAGCGAGACAAUGUGACGAAUGAAAGGCAGGGGAGGGUCAGUGCGACGCUGGCGAUGUGACUUUGGAAAGGCUGCUAAGGUGACACAAAGAGCCGGCAGCCAUUGUUUUGGAAUCCCAAUUGCAUUUUUCACAGGCAAUUCCAUUAAGGCAACAAUGGCACGUCUUCUUUCUCUGUUCCGGCCCCAACCAUUUGUGACUCUGCUUGGGAACAGGAACAUGUCACUGGACUACGGAGCACGCCAGGUGUUUGUGGCGGCGGUGGAGUCCGUGCAGCCGGACGUUGUGGUCCGUCAGGGCUUGCAGCGUAAAAACGACUCGGUCAUCGUCGGAGGACACGAAUUCCCCCUGCAGAACAACGUGCACAUCGUGGGCUUUGGCAAAGCCGUGCUGGGCAUGGCCGCCGAGGCAGAGAGGAUUGUGGAAGAUCACCUCGUGGGCGGAGUCAUCAGCGUGCCACACGGCAUUCAGCAGACCUUAAGGCAACACGGUAAAAAUCACCUGCUGGUAACAGGAAGUAGUCGCAUCAGAGUCAUGGAGGGCGCUCAACACAACCUGCCUGACUCUGACUCCAUGAAGGCGUCCGAGUGCAUCACCAAGUUGGCGAGUGAACUCACAGACAAAGACCUGCUGCUGGUUCUUAUCUCAGGUGGAGGUUCUGCACUGUUACCUGCACCCAGCCCUCCAAUAACGCUGCAGGAGAAGUUGGACGUCACUCGCAAACUGGCGGCCGCCGGUGCCACCAUUCAAGAGCUGAACACGGUGCGACGCGCUCUUUCCACCUUAAAAGGCGGAGGACUUGCACGAUGUGCUCAUCCUGCUCAGGUGCUCGGGUUGAUACUGUCUGACGUGAUCGGCGACCCAUUGGACCUGAUAGCGAGCGGCCCCACUGUGGGGGGUCAGGUGUGUCGCGAGGACGUGCUGGCUGUUCUUGAGCGCUACAAGCUGCUGGACUCCGCACCCGCCUCUGUUAAGGACGUGCUGGGGAGACUGCCUCAGCGACAGGAAGUUAAGGGGGAGGAGGCGGGGCAUGUCCUCAACGCCGUGAUCGGCUCCAACAGCGUCGCCCUCCAGCGUGCGGCCCAUCGUGCGCAGGAAUUGGGUUUUAACCCGCUGGUGCUUUCGCCGGGAGUUUGUGGCGAUGUGCGGUCGGUGUCCCAUCUGUACGGCCUCUUGGCUCGCUUCGCCGGCCCCCACCAGGAACCCUCGUCUGAGAUCCGAGCCAAGGUGCUGAAUCUAGGACCCGAGGUGGGCGUGGACAGCGAGGACCUGCGCCGCACCAUGCAGAGCUUGGAGCGGCUCCGUUCACAGGCGGGGGGCACUACUUGUGUGUUGGCGGGGGGAGAGCCCACCGUGCAGCUGACGGGUAAAGGCCGUGGAGGUCGGAACCAGGAGCUGGCAAUGAGAGUGGGACUGGAGCUGAGAGGUUUCCAGGGUCCCGUCUUCCUGAGCGGCGGGACCGACGGUCAGGAUGGACCCACCGAGGCGGCGGGGGCCGUUACUGAUGGAGGGUUGCAUGAAGAGGCCGAGAGACAAGGCCUGGACAUUUCCAGCUUCCUCAAAAACAAUGAUUCCUUCACUUUUUUUAAACGCCUCUCUGGGGGGCACAACUUACUGCAACCGGGGCUAACCUGCACCAACGUCAUGGACGUGCACAUCCUGAUUAUUCCACACUGACAUUCUUUUAAUCGCACAAAAACCUCAAAUAAGGCAGCACGGUGGAAGAGAAAUUAGGGCGUCUGCGUCACAAUACAAAGGUCCUGGGUUUGAUCCUGUGCUCGGGAUCUUUCUGUGUGGAGUUUGCAUGUCCUCCCCCUGACUGCGUGGGUUCCCUCCGGGUACUCCGGCUUCCUCCCACUUCCAAAGACAUGCACCUGGGGAUAGGUUGAUUGGCAACACUAAAUCUCCUGUCCAAAGGCAAAACCCAGUAACUCAAUUUUGGUCAAAACUGAGCUGAUAAUAAUUCUGGAGUUCCUAGGUGAUAUGCUUUACAUUAGUGUAUGCGAUAUUGUUAUUUGUUCCGUAAGUAAGCUGUUACGCGCAUGGCAGGACCUAGCAACUACCACAUAACCGCGUAGAUACAACAGAAAAACCUAGUAUCUCAAGGGACCAAUCGGAGCUUCUUUGUCAGUCGCCUUAUUGUCUUUAAUGAGACAUUUGCACGAAUGGGGGCCUUAUUGUCUUUAAUGAGACAUUUGCACGAAUGGGGUCCGACGGUCAACCUGAUUAUGUGAUAGUAUGGCACGAGGGGAUAUUUGGAAGAUUGGCCCAGGACGUUGCAAGCACCUUCAUUAAAUGUAUUGUUCUUGAUUCUUCCCCUUGCAUACUCUUCUGGGCAGAAAACUGUGGAGGUCAAAAUAAAAACUGGACACUGUACACGGCUCUUGCCCAGUGUGCAAACGCAGAAUGGGGCCCACCCGAGAUUGUGAUAAAAUAUCUGGAGAAAGGGCCCACGUUCAUGAGAGCAGAUUCAAUCCAUGGCUCAAUCGGCAAGAAAAUGAAAGCUCAAGAAAACAUCUAUACGUCUGAUGACUUUGUAGAUCUUUGUAAGACAGCAUCAAGAUAGAUUGGUUUUCCUUUAUUUUCUCAAAAUCAGCUAGAAGUGAGUUACUAGGUUUUGCCUUUGGACGGGAAAAAAUGGUCCCUAGUGUGUGAAUGUGAGUGUGAAUGUUGUCUGUCUAUCUAUGUCGGCCCUGUGGUGAGAUGGCGACUUGUCCAGGGUGUACACCGCCUUCCGCCCGAUUGUAGCCGAGUUAGGCUCCAGCGCCCCCCGCAACCCCAAAGGGAAUAAGGGGUAGGAUAUGGAUGGAUGGAUGGAUGGAAAAACAUCAAAUACUUGAUUGCAGACCUUUAUUGAACUAGUGAAUUGUGAAUUAUAUUUAUAUAGCGCUUUUCUCUAGUGACUCAAAACGCUUUACAUAGUGAAACCAAAUAUCUAAGUUACAUUUAAACCAGUGUGGGUGGCACUGGGAGCAGGUGGGUAAAGUGUCUUGCCCAAGGAGACACAACGGCAGUGAAUAGGAUGGCGGAAGCGGGAAUCGAACCUGCAACCCUCAAGUUGCUGGCACGGCCACUCUACCAACCGAGCUAUGCCGCCCCACUACCGUAUAUAACAUCAUUCAGUACUGAAAAAGACACUUUUAAAAUCAAGUGAAAACGAGAUAUGCUUUUUCACGUUCAUGGUUUUGGCAGUGAUUGUGGAGUCCAUCCAUCCAUCCAUCCGUCCAUUUUCUACCACUUGCCCCUUUCGGGGCCGUGGAAGGCAGCUGCACUCGGGCAGAAGGCGGUGUACACCCAGGACAAGUGGCCACUUCAUCACAGAUAGACAACCAUUCACACACUUGGGCUAAUUUAUUGUGAAGUCACGACUAAUUUAUUUUCCAUCCACCCAUUUUCUACCGCUUGUCCCUUUUGGAGUGGCGGGGAGUGCUGGAGCUUAUCUCAGCUGCAUUCGGGCGGAAGGCGGUGUACACCCUGGACAAGUUGCCACCUCACCGCAGGGCCAACACAUAUGGACAGACAACAUUCACACUCACAUUCACACACUAGGGCAGUGGUUCUUAACCUUGUUAGAGGUACUGAGCCCCACCAGUUUCAUUUGCGCAUUCACCGAACCCUUCUUUAGUGAAAAAUAAAAUGUUUUUCAAGUUCAAGACAAAGAUAUGAUCUUUUACUGGUGCACAAAAUGAACCGUGCAUGAACAUCACCUUGUUCAAAAAACAAAACCAACACAGUGCAUGAACUUGUAACAAAAUACACACCUGCAAAUCAGUUUGGGUUCUGCUGUUGUCGUAUCCAAUAUAUGCCGAUAGGGAGAAGUUUUUUUGUACACGAUGAGUCGGGUGUGGCCCGAGUGGAGGCUCCACCGAACCCCUAGGGUUCGAUCAAACCCUGGUUAAGAACCACUGGACUAGGGCCAAUUUUAGUGGUACCAAUGAUUUUGCAGUCACGAUUAAUUUAUUUUCCAUCCACCCAUUUUCUACCGCUUGUCCCUUUUGAGAUUGCGGGGGGUGCUGGAGCCUAUCUCAGCUGCAUUUGGGCUGAAGGCGGUGUACACCCUGGACAAGUCGCCACCUCACCACAGGGCAAACACAGAUAGACAGACAACACUCACAUUCACACACUAGGGCCCAUUUAGUGUUGCCAAUCAACCUAUCCCCAGAUGCAUGUCUUUGGAGGUGGGAGGAAGACCACGCAGUCAUGGGAAGAACAUGCAAACUCCACACAGAAAGAUCCCGAGCCCGGGAUUGAACUCAGGACUACUUAGGACCUUCGUAUUGUGAGGCACAUGCACUAACAACCCCUGUUCCACCGUGCUGCCCCUAAUUUAUUUUAAUAUUCUAAAAUGUCUUUACACUAUUUUAUAGAGUAGACCAGGGGUGCCCAUUACGUCGAUCGCGAGCUACCAGUCGACCGCGGGGGGUGUGUCAGUCGAUCUCCAGCCAGGCUUUUAAAAAAAAUAGACCUAAAAAUUAGUGAUCAUCAAUCUUCACCAAGACGUCACUUAAAUGAUAUCCACGGUACCGGAGGGUCUUGUGAGAUGACGCUGGCUGCUGCAAGAUCAUUAUUAUGAAAAUAUGACCGAGAGGAAGGCGAGAAACACUUUUUAUUUCAACAGACUCUCGCGCCGUACCUU